Messenger RNA from Panthera uncia (snow leopard), 5338 nucleotides. RefSeq names its product nuclear receptor corepressor 2 (gene NCOR2). Lineage: Eukaryota; Metazoa; Chordata; Mammalia; Carnivora; Felidae. The annotation marks the transcript as partial. Gene Ontology annotation, molecular function: transcription corepressor activity. The record is from RefSeq and is a predicted model, not a curated record. The transcript has 25 exons. Gene Ontology annotation, biological process: negative regulation of transcription by RNA polymerase II.
UGCCUCAUCCCCUCAGCAGAGAAGCCUGUGUUCUUCUCGGCCUUUGCAGCUGACGGCCAGAAGCUGCCCACAGAGCCUCCGUGCUGGACGUCGGGCCUGCCCUUCCCUGUGCCCCCUCGUGAGGUGAUCAAGGCCUCCCCGCACGCCCCUGACCCCUCGGCCUUCUCCUACGCCCCGCCUGGUCACCCACUGCCCCUGGGCCUCCAUGACAGCGCCCGGCCCGUCCUGCCUCGCCCACCCACCAUCUCCAACCCGCCGCCCCUCAUCUCCUCCGCUAAGCACCCCAGCGUCCUCGAGAGGCAAAUGAACGCCAUCUCCCAGGGAAUGUCGGUGCAGCUCCACGUCCCUUACUCGGAGCACGCCAAGGCCCCUGUGGGCCCCAUCACCAUGGGGCUGCCCCUUGCCAUGGACCCCAAGAAGCUGGCGCCCUUCAGCGGAGUGAAGCAGGAGCAGCUGUCCCCGCGGGGCCAGGCUGGGCCCCCGGAGAACCUGGGGGUGCCCACAGCCCAGGAGACAUCUGUGCUGAGAGGGACAUCUCUGGGCUCGGUUCCGGGAGGAAGCAUCACCAAGGGCAUCCCCGGCACGCGGGUGCCUUCCGAGAGCCCCAUCACGUACCGCGGCUCCAUCACCCACGGCACCCCGGCCGACGUCCUGUACAAAGGCACCAUCACCAGGAUCAUCGGCGAGGACAGCCCGAGUCGUCUGGACCGCAGCCGGGAGGACAGCCUGCCGAAGGGCCACGUCAUCUACGAGGGCAAGAAGGGCCACGUCCUGUCCUACGAGGGUGGCAUAUCUGUGUCCCAGUGCUCCAAGGAGGACGGCAGGAGCAGCUCCGGACCCCCGCACGAGACGGCCGCCCCCAAGCGCACCUACGACAUGAUGGAGGGCCGCGUCAGCAGGGCCGUCUCCUCCGCCGGCAUCGAAGGUCUCAUGGGCCGGGCCAUCCCGCCGGAGCGACACAGCCCCCACCACCUCAAGGAGCAGCACCACAUCCGAGGCUCCAUCACACAAGGGAUCCCGCGGUCCUACGUGGAGGCCCAGGAAGACUACCUCCGUCGGGAGGCCAAGCUCCUGAAACGCGAGGGCACGCCGCCACCGCCCCCGCCCCCACGGGACCUGGCCGAGGCCUACAAGGCCCGGCCCCUGGAGGCGCUGGGCCCCCUGAAGCUGAAGCCGGCCCACGAGGGGCUGGUGGCGACGGUGAAGGAGGCCGGCCGCUCCAUCCACGAGAUUCCCCGGGAAGAGUUGCGGCGCACGCCCGAGCUGCCCCUGGCCCCGCGGCCGCUCAAGGAGGGCUCCAUCACGCAGGGCACCCCGCUCAAGUAUGACACUGGCCCGUCCUCCGCCGGCUCCAAAAAGCAUGACGUGCGCUCCAUCAUCGGCAGCCCCGGCCGCACGUUCCCGCCCGUGCACCCGCUGGACGUGAUGGCCGACGCCCGGGCGCUGGAGCGCGCCUGCUACGAAGAGAGCCUGAAGGGCCGGCCGGGGGCAGCCGGCAGCUCGGGGGGCUCCAUCACCCGGGGGGCCCCGGUCAUCGUGCCUGAGCUGGGCAAGCCGCGCCAAAGCCCCCUGGCCUACGAGGAGCACGGGGCGCCCUUCGCCGGCCACCUCCCACGCGGCUCGCCGGUGACCACACGGGAGCCCACCCCACGCCUGCAGGAGGGCAGCCUCUCAUCUAGCAAGGCAUCCCAGGACCGGAAGCUGACGUCCACGCCCCGGGAGAUCGCCAAGUCCCCCCACAGCGCCGUGCCUGAGCACCACCCCCACCCCAUCUCGCCCUACGAACACCUGCUUCGGGGCGUGAGCGGUGUGGACCUGUACCGCGGCCACAUCCCCCUGGCCUUCGAUCCCACCUCCAUACCCCGCGGGAUCCCUCUCGAUGCAGCCGCGGCCUAUUACCUGCCCCGACACCUGGCCCCCAACCCCACCUACCCGCACCUGUACCCGCCUUACCUCAUCCGCGGCUACCCCGACACGGCGGCGCUGGAGAACCGCCAGACAAUCAUCAACGACUACAUCACCUCGCAGCAGAUGCACCACAACGCGGCGACCGCCAUGGCCCAGCGGGCUGACAUGCUGAGGGGCCUCUCGCCCCGCGAAUCCUCUCUGGCACUCAACUAUGCCGCUGGCCCUCGAGGCAUCAUCGACCUGUCCCAAGUGCCACACCUCCCCGUGCUGGUGCCCCCGACCCCGGGCACACCGGCCGCCACCGCCAUGGACCGCCUUGCCUACCUCCCCACAGCGCCCCAGCAUUUCAGCAGCCGGCUCAGCAGCUCCCCGCUCUCCCCAGGGGGUCCCACUCACUUGACGAAACCCGCCACCACCUCGUCGUCCGAGAGGGAGCGGGAGCGCGACCGGGAGCGCGACCGGGAGCGUGACCGGGAGCGCGAGAAGCCGGUCCUCACGUCCACCACCACUGUGGAGCACGCGCCCAUCUGGAGACCUGGUACGGAGCAGAGCAGCGGCGGCAGCGGCGGCGGAGGGGGUGGGGGCGGCAGCGGCAGUGGCCGCCCCACCCCCCACUCCCACCAGCACUCGCCAAUGUCACCCCGGGCCCAGGACGCCAUCCAGCAGAGACCCAGCGUGCUGCACAACACGGGCAUGAAGGGCAUCCUCACCUCCGUGGAGCCCAGCACGCCCACAGUCCUGAGGUGGGCCAGGUCCACCUCUGCCUCCUCGCCUGUCCGCCCGGCCGCCACAUUCCCACCCACCACCCACUGUCCUCUGGGUGGCACCCUGGACGGGGUCUACCCCACCCUCAUGGAGCCUGUCUUGCUGCCCAAGGAGGCCCCAAGGGUCGCCCGGCCCGAGCGGCCCCGUGCGGACGCUGGCCACGCCUUCCUUGCCAAGCCCCCAGCCCGCUCUGGGCUGGAGCCCGCCUCCUCCCCCAGCAAAGGCUCCGAGCCGCGGCCCCUGGCGCCCCCCGGCUCCAGCCACACGGCCAUCGCCCGCACCCCAGCAAAGAGCCUCGCACCCCACCACGCCAGCCCGGACCAGCCUGCGCCGCCCGCCUCGGCCGCGGACCCGCACCGGGAAAAGACUCAAAGUAAACCCUUUUCCAUCCAGGAAUUGGAGCUCCGUUCUCUGGGUAAGACCACCCUGACAGCGGCCACCUUCAUAGACGCGAUAAUCAUGCGUCAAAUUGCUCACGAUAAAGGGCCGCGAGAAGGAGGUUCGCUGGCCAACGACUCCCCUCGCGAUGGUUACCACGGCGGCAGCUACAGCCCCGACGGGGUGGAGCCCGUCAGCCCCGUGAGCUCGCCCAGCCUGACCCAUGACAAGGGGCUCCCCAAGCACCUCGAGGAGCUCGACAAGAGCCACCUGGAGGGGGACCUGCGGCACAAGCAGCCAGGCCCCGGAAAGCUCGGCGGUGAGGCCGCGCACCUCCCACACCUGCGGCCGCUGCCCGAGAGCCAGCCCUCAUCCAGCCCACUGCUCCAGACCACCCCCGGGGUCAAAGGUCACCAGAGGGUGGUCACCCUGGCACAGCACAUCAGCGAGGUCAUCACACAGGAUUACACGCGGCACCACCCGCAGCAGCUGAACGCACCCCUCCCGGCCCCCCUCUACUCCUUCCCUGGAGCCAGCUGCCCGGUCCUGGACCUGCGCCGCCCCCCCAGUGACCUCUACCUCCCGCCCCCGGACCAUGGCGCCCCGGCUCGCGGCUCGCCCCACAGUGAAGGGGGCAAGAGGUCUCCAGAGCCCAGCAAGACGUCCGCCCUGGGCAGCAGUGAGGAUGCCAUCGAGCCCGUGUCCCCACCCGAGGGCAUGGCAGAGCCUGGGCAUCCCCGAAGCGCCAUGUACCCGCUGCUGUACCGGGACGGGGACCAGGCAGAGCCCAGCAGAAUGGGCUCUAAAUCUCCAGGCAACAGCAGCCAGCCGCCGGCCUUCUUCAGCAAACUGACCGAGAGCAACUCCGCCAUGGUCAAAUCGAAGAAGCAGGAGAUCAACAAGAAGCUGAACACCCACAACCGGAACGAGCCAGAAUACAAUAUCGGCCAGCCCGGGACGGAGAUCUUCAACAUGCCCGCCAUCACCGGAGCAGGCCUUAUGACCUGCAGAAGCCAGGCGGUGCAGGAACAUGCCAGCACCAACAUGGGGCUGGAGGCCAUUAUUAGAAAGGCGCUCAUGGGUAAAUAUGAUCAGUGGGAGGAGCCCCCGCUCAGCGCCAAUGCUUUUAACCCUCUGAAUGCCAGUGCCAGCCUGCCCGCUGCUAUGCCCAUAACCGCUGCUGACGGACGGAGCGAACACACACUCACCUCGCCAGGUGGUGGCGGGAAGGCCAAAGUCUCUGGCAGACCCAGCAGCCGCAAAGCCAAGUCCCCGGCCCCGGGCCUGGCGUCCGGGGACCGGCCGCCCUCCGUCUCCUCGGUGCAUUCGGAGGGGGACUGCAACCGCCGGACCCCACUCACCAACCGCGUGUGGGAGGACCGGCCCUCGUCCGCAGGUUCCACACCGUUUCCCUACAACCCCCUGAUCAUGCGGCUGCAGGCGGGUGUCAUGGCCUCCCCACCCCCGCCUGGCCUCCCCGCGGGCAGCGGGCCCCUUGCCGGUCCCCACCACGCCUGGGAUGAGGAGCCCAAGCCGCUGCUCUGCUCACAGUACGAGACGCUCUCCGACAGCGAGUGACCGUCAGAACGGGCUGGGGGGCGGUGCCGGGGCCCAGCCAGCGGCCAGAGCAGCCGGGCAAGGAGGGGGCCGCUGCCGACCCCCCCCCCCCACCGAGGAAGGAGCCCCUGAGUCUGCCUGCGCGCCUGUCCGUCCGUCCGUCCAGAGCCGGCAUCCUUGCCUGUCUAAAGCCUUAACUACGACUCCCGCCCCGGGCUGGCCCUGUGCAGUGACCUUACUCAGGGGAUGUUUACCUGGUGCUCGGGAGGGGAGGGGCCAGGGAGGGGGCGCGGCGGCGUGUGGCGGCCACACGCACGCAGCCGGGGCGGCCAGGGACCCAAAGCAGGAUGACCACGCACCUCCCAUGCCACUGCCUCCCCCCUUAACGCAUUUGGAACCAAAGUCUAAACUGAGCUAGCAGCACCCUCCCUCCGUCCCCAUUCCGCUUAUCGCUCUGGACAGACGGACACAGGCGCUGUCCAGCCCCCGGCGCUCUCGUUCCCGGUCAGCGAGACUGCCGCCGACCCAGUGAGGCCAGAUGGGCGGGCGAGAGGGCCAGGUGGGGUCUGGGGCGAGCGGAGGCUCGGAGGGACCGGACCGUUUGUUCUCACACAUGGUUGCCGCGGCGGUGGGAAGGAAAGGCAGGUGUACAUGAUGUAUUGGUUUACAGGGUAUAUUUUUGAUACCUUUGAUGAAUUAGUUCAGAUGUUUUACGCGAGGAAGGACUUGA